Menidia menidia (Atlantic silverside) is the source of this 588-nucleotide messenger RNA. The record is from the annotation of a GenBank genome assembly. NCBI's taxonomy places the organism in Eukaryota, Metazoa, Chordata, Actinopteri, Atheriniformes, Atherinopsidae.
AUGUCCGCGGUGUUGUUUGCGUCGGUGGUCCGCGUCGGGGACGGCCUUCCUCUCUCCGCCUCCACCGACUACGAGCAGGACAAAGAGAUCCUGGAGACCAAGAAGCAGCUCAAAGGGCUCUCCAAGAAGCUGGGCCAGUUCCCCGACCGCUGCACGCUCAAGUCCGGGCCCUACAACGUCAACGUUUUGGCCUUCUGCUUCCUGGACGAGCUGCAGAAGGAGUUCAUCGUUUCCUACGACCCCAAACGCAUCGCCGCCGCCGUGCGCCCGUACUCCUUCAUCGAGUUCGACACUUUCAUCCAGAAGACCAAGCAGCGCUACAACAGCCCGCGCUCUCUCUCCACUAGGAUAAACCUGGCCGACAUGCAGACGGAGAUCCGGCUGCGGCCGCCCGUGCUCUGUGGGGGCCUGAACCUGCUCCGGGGGGUCCACGCCAUAGAAAGCAUCCUCCAGAAUGAUGACGAAGACUUUAAUUAUGUGAUUGCCUUCUUCCUGGGCACGGCGGCCUGUCUGUACCAGUGCUUCCUGUUCGCCCGGUUCUCGGUGUGGCGCAGCAGCAAGUCCCUGCUGGCCCUGGCCCUGGAUUAG